AUGAUUGGAGGAAGACAUCUACCUUUUUUAGACUCAAGACGUCACGGAGGAAUUGGAGUGCAUAGAGCGCGAGAUUAUUAUCGUCAACUUAUGCGAGGAGUGGAUUUCCUGCAUAACAUUGGCAUAGCGCAUCGAGAUCUCAAGCCGGACAACUUAAUCAUUAAUAGUAAUGGCCUAUUAAAAAUCACUGACUUUGGUAUGGCCACGAAGAUAGAGUUCACCCACACCAAUCAAGAAGUUCCGCUGGAUCGUAUGUGUGGCACUCGUGACUAUAUGUCACCGCAAAUGUUCAAAAAGAAGUACUUAAGCGAUCCGCAUUUCUCAUUAUGGCUAGAGAGGAAACUGCCACGCCCAUUCGACCGUUUGACGCCCGGAACGCUAGACUUCGUCUUUCUCGCUGCUGUGAUUUGUACACAUUUUGAGGUUGUGAGGAUAUCACUCACAGUUACACUUGCAGCCAUUGCAUCAAAGGAACCCAGAAGCCCGAGUAUACGGUCAUGUAACAGCAAUGAAGACGCCGAUCUUAACAGUUAUAGCCCAACAACAUCAGAGGAAUCAGAGCCUCUUCCAAUUCAUUACAACAUCAUCAAAGAUCUAGGAUCUGGAAGCUUUGGAGAAGUUAGUCUGAUUGCCAACCCUCUAAGCCGUAGUGUCGUUUCUGCUCGGAAAAUAGCACUGAAACGUAUUCGUUUGUCAAAAUUGAAUACGAAACAGCUUGAGGAGGUCGAUUAUGAGAUACUUUCAGUGAACAAAGGCGGAAUUGAUCGAAGAAGAGCUGCUAAUUAUUUUCGACAACUCCUCCAAGGUCUCUCCUUUUUACAUGGCCUCUACGUUGCUCACCGGGAUAUUAAACCCGAAAAUAUUUUGAUAGAUAAACGAGGUAAUCUCAAAAUCGCUGAUUUCGGAUUAGCUGAUUGCUAUCGUGAAUCUGACGAUGAACCUGAUCGUCGAUUAUCACGAAUAUGCGGGUCUUAUGAGUAUCUCUCACCACAAGUUUUCAAUACUGACUACAGUGGGCCGAAAAACGAUGUAUGGUCAGCCGGUAUUGUUCUAAUUGUAAUGCUCACCGGUGAUCUUGCUUGGGAUCGAGCUGAUAUCAGUGACACUAACUAUGCUCUAUGGGUAAAUGGUGAACUACCACCGCUUUUGAAGACGUUGGACCAUUCAACUCUAAGUAUAAUCAAUGAUGCUCUCGACAUUGAUGAAAAUCGUCGUCCUACAUGCCAACAAUUAUUAAAGCAUCCAUGGUUACGUACAUCAUCGAGUAAGCUAUUCACUAUGCUGAGCUCAAUGUUUUGUGCCUUCGUAGAAUACCUAAACGUGGAUAUUCCUGAAUGGAUUUAA
Messenger RNA from Haemonchus placei, 1344 nucleotides. The record is from the annotation of a GenBank genome assembly. Lineage: Eukaryota; Metazoa; Nematoda; Chromadorea; Rhabditida; Trichostrongylidae.